GGCCGUAACGCCGUAACGUCGCGACGUCUAGAUACCGUCUUUUUCCCUUACGAUAUUUACGUCCCUAACGAAAACCGUCAGACGCGAUAUCGCAAGAUGAGACUCCGAUUUGUCGCAGUAAAAAGUCAUCUCAGUCUUCCGAGAUCGGUUCCGUCGCUUCGUAUUGUUCCGGUUAUCGCACGGCCACGGCAGGAAGUAUAGCGUAUUUCGCUAAGAGGAAGACGGAUGUAAGGACGCGGCGGUGCGUUUUGGCGAGAGAAUAACUUCGCCGAAUCAGUGCAAUUUCGAGUCGCAGUGACUACGAUGUCAGAGUGAUCUUUGCAAUUGAUCGAACGACAGACGUGCGUCAUCCAUCAUGCAGAAGCCUAGACUGCAAUUCGCGCUGUUAUUCUGUUCGUUCAUGGUGAUAGGGAUAUCGGUGGUCUCAGGACUCUACUUCCCGCAAUCGGACCUCACUCUAAGGUUGCCGUACUCGGCUGAAUACAACGCGGACGAGGUCAAAUUAAUCGGCCUUAGGACGCUCCGGAACAACUCCGCUACGCCACAAAAUGCGGAGUAUCGGAUCCUCAUGCCGCAAGAAAAGUCUGUAAUUUAUCUUGGAAAUACGAGCGAUGUUAUCUUACGAAAUGUUCCGAAAAAUGGCACCCUUCAUAUCGUUAUCAAAGCGACGGAAAAGAAUUAUAGCGAAGCAGUGCUCGAAAUAAAAGUGAAAUCAGUACCGGUGAGAGGAAAAACAAUCAACUGUGCAGAUUUCGUGCAGGACAUGUGCUUCUGGAAUACGUCAAGAUACAAGAUUUACGAGAAUCAACCAGUCACCAUGAUUGGCAUGUUCGGCCCGGAGGCAUACAGCUACGUGUGUCCCGAAUUUCGCGUUACCAAAUAUGAAUUAUUGAAUGGAACUGAUUAUUUUCACGUGAUCGACGAUAAACUAUACGCUAAUGCAUCGUUGGAUCGAGACGUUAUCGCAAGUUAUCCGCGAGGACCUGGACCUCGCAUCAAAGUCGAAGUAAGAUGUGUCGUUUAUGAAGAAAAUACCGGGUUGCAACAUGUACAAACGGAUGUUCUCACCAUCAACAUCCUGGAUGAGGACGACAAUCCUCCGAUAGCGCAAAAUAAAACUUCCAUCUCUAUACAGCUGCAGGACUUCUCCAAGGACCACAGAUUAGUGGAUCAGAACCUUUUGCUCCUGAAAGAUGCGGACGAGUUGACUAGCAAUAAGUAUGACGUUCGCUUGCUCGACGAUACCUUCAACGCAUUAACCGUCGAUCCUAUAAUCUUGCCGAUCGAGCAUCCCACUCUCUUGGAUCAAGCUCCUUCCACCGGUAUUUUCCCGCAAAUUUUCGCCAAGAAGACGCUGUUGCCGAAGUCGCCGUACCGUGUGACUCUUCAGGUUACAGAUGAAUCGCUUCUCGCGGGACACGGAGCGAAUUCGGUCAACAUCACUAUAACUUUCUCAGGGCCAGUGCACCAAGCUUUAACAACCGCGACGCCAUCAACUGUCGGGAUGGUUUCGUAUCCAGGAAAUGUGAAGAUUGCCCGAAUUUCUCCCAAAUAUCUACGCGUGGCGAAACCCAUUACAAAGCCGCAUUCCUCGUUAACUUUCGUUCUGAACGGCUCGAGUGCCUUCAACAUUACCCAACGAGAGGGCAUCAUUUAUGUAUCCAACGAGACUAAACUACGAUCGGAGCCCAACAUCGUUCAAUUAUCAAUAAGAUGGACCAGAGUGAAUGGGUUCGAGACAAUUAAAACCCUGCAAGUUAAUCUAGUCAACGUGUCGCAAUCGAAAGUUAUCACGUGUGGGCGAUCGGUUCAGAAAACACAUUCAUGCGCGAAUGCGGAAACGCGCGAAGAAUGCGAAAAAUCUUGCGGAAUCGGUAGUGGAAUUUUCAGCAAAGGCAGUUUCGUCGAUCGAUGCAUUUGGAGGAGCAACAACGCUACUCAAAUGUCGGAAUAUUAUUCCACCUGUUCACCGAAUCUGUCGUUCUGUCCGGAUAACGAAUGCGACGAACUGGAACGCAGCGUUCCGCACAUAUGUCCGCAAGACUGCACCGUCGAAUCCGACGUUUUCCUCGGUCACAUGAACAGCAACGGCCAUGGCAUAAAGAGUGGCCUGAAUACCUGCAGCUGCAACAGUCUGCUGCAAUGCUACUGCGGGGUCGAUUCUUUUUCGCAACAAGGAAACGAUGUACCCGGGACGUCCAGGGAGGAACGAGCCAAAAAACGGGAUCGCGGAAACGAGGUCAUCGUAUCAGGCGCGCGCAAAGCAUCCAGCGGACCGUGCGGUCCCACGUGCAUGAUGGGCGUCAUUGGGGCUAGUUUGUUUGUGUUGAUUGUAAUCGUGGGAUCAUUUAUCAUGUGGCGAUAUAGGAUGGCGGCAAAGGGCGCUCGACGAGAAUGCAAACACAGGGUGGACGAUGCGGCAAAUGGUAUUGGUAUUUUGCCGUCCGACUACAUCGAUCGUGGCGAUGGCCUCCUGAUCGGUCUGGACACGUUCACGGCGGCAAAUCGUCAUCUUUUGCUGCCCAAGACAUGCCCGCCGGAUCCAAAAUGGGAAUUCCCGAGGUCGCUACUGAAGAUCGAGCAGGUGCUGGGCGAGGGUGAAUUCGGGCGUGUUUUGCGCGCCAAAGCUAUGAACAUCGGCGGAAUUCCCGGUCCUACGACCGUCGCAGUGAAGACCCUGAAGGAGGACGCGUGUGCGUCCGAGCUGGCGGAUCUCCUCUCCGAAUACCAGUUGCUGAAGGAAGCGCAGCAUCCGAACGUGAUUCGGUUGCUAGGCGCUUGCACGACACCGCAGGGCGCGCCCGUCUACCUCAUCAUCGAAUUCGCCGAAUUCGGCUCCUUACGCAACUAUCUAAGACGCAGCCGGCAUUUGGAGUCGGAGAGUAGAAUACCUGCACCGUCGUCUCUGCUUUCCACUUCGCCGAUCAACGUCGGCGAGGAAUCGCAAUGUAGCGAUAACGCAUUGAACUAUACCAUAACGCCGCGCGAUAUUCUCUCAUUCGCCUGGCAAAUAAGCAAAGGAAUGGCCUAUCUUGCCGAUAUCAAGUUGGUGCAUCGGGAUCUUGCGGCGAGGAAUGUUUUGCUCGCAACCGGCAAGGUCUGCAAGAUCUCGGACUUCGGCUUAACUCGCGAUGUGUACGAAGACGAUGCGUAUUUGAAGCGAAGCAAAGGACGAGUGCCCGUAAAAUGGAUGGCGCCGGAAUCCCUGGCCGACCAUGUAUACACCAGCAAAUCGGACGUUUGGAGCUUCGGCGUGCUCCUAUGGGAGUUGGUCACGUUAGGAGCCUCGCCGUAUCCCGGAGUGGACGUGCAUAAUCUCUACAAUCUGCUGAAGGGCGGAUACCGUAUGGAAAAGCCGGCCAACUGUUCGCAACAGUUAUAUAAGUUGAUGGUGUCCUGUUGGCAUCAAGAGCCCGGCAUGCGACCGUCAUUCAAAGAGCUAACCAGCCAUUGGGAACGCAUGUUGGAAGACGGUGUUGAAUAUCUCGAUCUUAAUCCACGAACCGUCCAUAAUCAAGCCUACUUCGCGUCUCUACAAGCUAUAGACAGCGCCAGUGGUUCCAGCAACGAUCAAGUAAACAACGGAACUACCAAUAUCCUGAAAACGAACACAGUCAACUAUCUUGGCCGGAUAUGUUCUGAGCCCGUCACUAAAUGUGAUAAGGUGGAUAAGCUGCAGGCGCUCUGGCAGCCAUCGAUAGCGUCCUUCCCCGAGGAACCUGUGAAAUCGCCUUACGUAAACGAACGAGCCGCGAGUUUAAAAACCAAUCACUAUGAAAGUCCGAUAAAGCUGAGAAACGCCAGCGUGACCAGCAACAGCGAAAAUGAUUUGAGAACACCUCCCAAUGAACGUCCUCAGUCCUACAUCGAUAUGCAGGGAAGAAAAUCGUCGGAGACGGAGGACCUCUUGGUGUUUGGAAGCAUGGACGACGACAAGAGCGACAAUAAUGUGACAAAUUGAUCGAAUAAUCUUGCGUUGUUUGACAAAUAAAGAAAUUCAAAAUGGGAAAACACGCUGGUUUCCCGAAUCUUGACAGUGUUUUCUUGAGGCGGAUAGGUGAAAGAAAGUAAAAGUUGAUGGAGCAGUUAGUUGCAGAUUGAUUGCAAUUUGUGCGAGAAAAGGAAUAUUUAUUUAAAGAAGGAGUGUGAGAGAAAAUUGUAUAUGCGAGCAAUUGAAAGCGAAUGAUUCGUGUAGAAUGAAAAGCGCCAUGUUUUACGGUAAUCUGCGGGAAUUGAAGAAGAACAGCGAUGACAUAAUGAAACAAAUGAAAAUUGUAUUUGUGCUAAAACAAAUAUUAACUCUGUAGAGUUGGAGUAAGUCGCGAUUUAAAUUAUAUCGCAGACAGAAUUCUUGAUUGAAAGGAAGAAUUUUUGAUUGAAACAAAACGCUCUGUAGAAAGUUAGGAGUAAACUAUAUCACGCAAAAUGCGAUUGCUAUACCAAAUAUAAAUUAAUAAUUAAUUUAUGUUUUUAUAUACUUAAAAUUGUACAAUCGUUUGUCAAUCAUCACUGGUAAGACCGCUUUUAAUACUAUUAAUGAUAAUAGUUGAUGCAUUAUAAUCAUUCGUGCGAUUUUUCGAAAAGAUCAUUGUAUUUUUCAGCAUUUAAAAAUCCUCUGUAUAUUACACCGAGCUACUAUAAUAAGAUUUGAAAAUCAGUUGCUCUUUGAGAAUAUCAAAUUUCUCAAAAUAAGUUCACAGAUUGUUUCCUAGUUAGUGGUUUCUGUUACAAACUCGAUGGUGCAAACAUACACAUUUUUUCGAUUAAUUUCAAGUCGGUCAAAGAUUCCACUUGAGGCGUAAUUACGAUAUUAAUAUUUAAACUUGAAAAGUUGCAGAUUUGGUCUUCCAUCAAAUCUUUCCUGAUAGAUAUCCAUGGUUGUGAAGUUAUACGGCACCCUAUUCAACCGAAACUUAAUCAUCACGCUUCCAUUCGAAACGAGAUACUUUCUAUAUUGUCGCACUUGUCCGCUUUUGUGGCUUUCGUGUGUUCGACACACACAACGAAGCAGCGCACGCAAACUGAAGUGAUACGAACGAACUGUAAGAGUAGUAUUUUUUACGAGACGUAAAUGUGGGCUCCGGUUGGCGCGACGUCAUAUCCGAAGAAGACUGUGUUUCACCGUACCUCACCGAGGACGGAAUCGUCCCUUUUGUAUUUAUGUAUAAAGCGCAACAUUCCACCCAUGAUUAGCCUAGUUAUUUAUCGUACAAAUUUUACACGACUGCGUAUGAUUUCGACUAGUAUCACGUUUGAUGUUCGCUCUUUUUCCUUUUUAAACUUGAGGCGUUAAUAACAACGAUAUGGAGCGCAUUAUAAGCCGGUUAAUAUUGUGCCAUAUUAUUUUCUUGUAAUAUCUCAAAACAUAUAAAAGACGCUUUUAAACGGA
This is a messenger RNA of Pogonomyrmex barbatus (red harvester ant), 5389 nucleotides long. RefSeq names its product protein kinase receptor Ret oncogene (gene Ret). Gene Ontology annotation, cellular component: plasma membrane; signaling receptor complex. NCBI's taxonomy places the organism in Eukaryota, Metazoa, Arthropoda, Insecta, Hymenoptera, Formicidae. Gene Ontology annotation, biological process: cell surface receptor protein tyrosine kinase signaling pathway; protein phosphorylation; multicellular organism development. The record is from RefSeq and is a predicted model, not a curated record. Gene Ontology annotation, molecular function: ATP binding; transmembrane receptor protein tyrosine kinase activity.